This is a messenger RNA of Neomonachus schauinslandi (Hawaiian monk seal), 378 nucleotides long. Its product is annotated as 60S acidic ribosomal protein P1-like. Gene Ontology annotation, cellular component: ribosome; cytosolic large ribosomal subunit. The coding region runs from base 1 to 378 and encodes 125 amino acids. The transcript has a single exon. The record is from RefSeq and is a predicted model, not a curated record. Gene Ontology annotation, biological process: cytoplasmic translation; translational elongation. Gene Ontology annotation, molecular function: ribonucleoprotein complex binding; structural constituent of ribosome; protein kinase activator activity. NCBI's taxonomy places the organism in Eukaryota, Metazoa, Chordata, Mammalia, Carnivora, Phocidae.
AUGGCCUCCAUCUCAGCGAUCACCUGCAUCUACUUGACCAUCAUCCUGCAUAAUGAUGAGGUGAUGCAGGUCAGGGAAGAUAAGAUGAAUGCCUUCAUUAAAUCACCUGGUGUAAAUGUUGACCCUUUCUGGCUGAACUUGUCUGAGAAGUCCCUGGCCAAUGUCAACAUCAGGAACCUCAUUUGCAAUAUUGGGGCUGGUGGAUCUGCCCUGGUAGCUGGUGCUGCACCAGCAGGAGGUCCUAUUUCCUCCACCAUUGCUGCCCCAGCUGAGAAGGAGGUGGAAGCGAAGAAAGAAGAAUCUGAGAAAUCUGAUGAUGACACGGGCUUUGGUCUUUUUGACCACACUUCUUCUGUAACCUGUUCAAUAAAAAGCUGA